Nannospalax galili (Upper Galilee mountains blind mole rat) is the source of this 4280-nucleotide messenger RNA. It is a transcript of the gene Plppr5, whose product is annotated as phospholipid phosphatase related 5. Lineage: Eukaryota; Metazoa; Chordata; Mammalia; Rodentia; Spalacidae. Gene Ontology annotation, molecular function: phosphatidate phosphatase activity. The coding region runs from base 550 to 1515 and encodes 321 amino acids. The transcript is spliced from 6 exons. The record is from RefSeq and is a predicted model, not a curated record. Gene Ontology annotation, biological process: phospholipid dephosphorylation; signal transduction; phospholipid metabolic process.
CGGGCGCUGUGCGGGGGGUCUGAAACAGCCCAGCUGGCGCCUCCAAGGGGUGUUUCUAGAAGCUCCAUCUCUGCUGCCUCCCCUCCUCUUUGGAUUUUGGUUUUUACCCGGGCCAGGAGCUGCUGCAGCUCCACAGCGUCCGCCCUCCGAGGGGUCCAGUGCCACCGACGCCGCUUCCUCCCGGCUGUCCCGAGCGUUUGAUCCCCCAGCACCCCGGUGUCGCGGAUGCUCUUGUACCAGGGCCGGGGACUCCCCACCCUUCCGCGCGACCCCGCGCCAGGGCAGGCGGUGCUUGCGGCGGGCAGGGGCGGGCGGCGGAGCUGGGACUCAACCGGGGGUAGUCGCCUCCUCUGCAUCCUACCAGAGCAUCCCUGAGCCGGACCUCAUCCUCCGCCUCUGCCUCCGCACCUGCCAGCCUCCGCCUCCCGCCGCCCGUCGCCCUCUUGCCUCCCCUCCGCCUCGCCCCCGGUGGCUCUGCCUCGGUGGAGCCCGGAGGGGGCCUGUGGCGCGUCGGCCGCCCGCUCUGCUAGGCUCUGCCCGGAGGCGUGCAUGCCCCUGCUGCCCGCCGCACUCAUCAGCAGCAUGCUCUAUUUCCAGAUGGUGAUCAUGGCAGGGACGGUGAUGCUGGCAUACUACUUCGAAUACACCGACACGUUCACCGUGAACGUGCAGGGCUUCUUCUGCCACGACAGCGCCUACCGCAAGCCCUACCCGGGCCCGGAGGACAGCAGCGCCGUGCCCCCGGUGCUCCUCUACUCGCUGGCGGCUGGCGUCCCCGUGCUUGUGAUAAUAGUUGGAGAAACUGCUGUGUUUUGCCUACAAUUAGCCACAAGAGAUUUUGAAAACCAGGAAAAAACCAUUUUAACUGGAGACUGUUGCUAUAUAAACCCACUGGUACGCCGAACUGUACGAUUUCUUGGAAUUUAUACGUUUGGACUAUUUGCAACUGAUAUCUUUGUGAAUGCUGGGCAAGUUGUUACAGGAAACCUGGCUCCCCACUUUCUGGCCUUGUGUAAACCCAACUACACAGCACUUGGAUGUCAGCAGUAUACACAGUUCAUCAGUGGGGAGGAAGCUUGCACAGGCAACCCAGAUCUCAUCAUGCGAGCCAGGAAAACAUUUCCAUCUAAAGAAGCGGCCCUCAGUGUCUACGCCGCCGUGUAUCUGACGAUGUACAUUACGAACACAAUCAAAGCCAAAGGAACCAGACUUGCUAAGCCCGUUCUAUGCUUGGGAUUGAUGUGUUUGGCCUUUCUUACUGGACUCAACAGGGUAGCAGAAUAUCGAAAUCACUGGUCAGAUGUGAUAGCAGGCUUUCUAGUUGGGAUAUCUAUAGCAGUAUUUCUGGUUGUGUGUGUGGUAAAUAAUUUCAAAGGAAGACAACCAGAAAAUGGGCACAUGCACAUGGACAGUGUGGCCCGGAUGCCAAUGAUCAACAUUCCUCGGGUAGAAAGCCCUUUGGAAAAGGUAACAUCUGUGCAGAACCACAUCACUGCCUUCGCGGAAGUCACAUGAUAUUGAAGCAGAUGGAGUUUCUCUACACUGGACAUCAUCCCUUUUUACCAUCCAUUCAUAGCAAAAUUUAUUUGAUUACAAAAGAAAUUUAUAAAGUUGUCUGAUAAUUUUUUAUAAUUUUAAAUUCAAUAGCACCCUGUUUUCCCCACUAGACUGUGAGCUCCUCCAGGGCAGGACCAUGACUUUCUUCUCUGGAUCGCCCAUGCCUAUUGCAAAGCCUAGCACAAAGCUGGUGUUCAAUAAAAAUGAGAUGAUCAAAUGAACAAACUAAUUCUUAAAUAAAAUGUUCACCUUAGUCCCUCAAAAGAAUCUCUGUGACUAUAUGGGAAAAACAAAAUAAAACAAAACAAACUAAAACAAAAAAACCCUCUACAUGGGUUACAUUUGUAUUUAAAAAGAAAAACCCUCUAUUUUUGACCAGUUAAGCCCUUUUAAUUUUUCAUAUAUCUAUUCAUCACUAUAGCAUAUUUAAUUUGAAGUGGAUUUUGAAAGUCAUGGGGGUUAUUUUAUUAUUCAGAAUGACAUUAUUUCUAUUCUAACAGAUUUCAAUGUGUGAAACCACUUUCCUUUUAGAAAGACUGUCCUAUACUAAAAUAUCUGCUCAUUAUAUUAUAUUAUAUUAUAUUUCACUUAAAAUACCAUUCAUACUGCGUAUUCUAAGACUGGUGCUUCUGCUUUUAAAGGGGGAAAAUGCCAAUUUUUACUGUAAUAAGUAAUGUAUCAUAAUUAAAAUUAUUUAUUUGGACUUUCUCUCUGACGGUUGUGGUUUAAUGGUUGAAUUGCUGUUUUCGGAUGCAGGCAAUAUUCAGAAUAGAUUAGGGUAAAUCCAGCCAUGAUACCUUAUGAUUAAUUAACUUCUCAUCACUAACAGUGUUUCAAGAGUGGUUAUACUCUACUCUUAGAUGUUCUGGUCCUGAAUUCACAUAAUUUAAAUGGGAACAAACCACAUCUGAACUUAUUAUUUAAAUUAUGCAAAUUUUAGAAGUAUGAUUAAAAUGUUUUGCUUUAUAAUUGUAGAGGACUUUAAGCACAAAAUGUAUUUACAUUUAUUUUAUCAUUCCAUCCUCACAGUAACCCUGUGCAAAUGUUAAAAGAUGGCUUUAUUUUACAUAUGGGAAAAGAAAGGCCAGGACAAAUAAACAACAUACCCAAUCCUGCACUAGUCAAAGGGGGCACUGAAAUUUAAAUUCAGAUUUAUCUUGAACUUCCAUUUUUCUCAGCUAUGCCACAGCUGCCUCAAUGUUUGUGACACUGAGCCACUUCAGAGGCCAUUAGAGUCCUGAGCAACUACCUAUGUUUAUAAAAAAAAUGAAGAAAUGCCAACAUAGGGUUAGGAAAGGUCUACAGUAUUUUAAAUGUUUACUGUUUAUGAAUGAACACUUUUCAAAUAUAGAACUAUCUAUGAUUCUAGUUCUAAUUCUCUUGGAAAAAAAAUGGAGACCCAAUAUCUGGAUUAAGUAUCUCACUCUUACACUCCAGCUGCCUUUCAGAAAAGGGGCUGAGGGACAGACUUUGCAGUAAGAAUGUGGAAUUAAAGAUGAGAGAACGCUGGAACAUAAGGAGGAUGAACAUACACUUUGUAGCCUUCAAACCUAACCCAAGGCACUUUUACUUAUGUGAGCAGAAAUUAAUUUUAAAAAGUUUCUAGUCUUCAAAGGAAGUGAAAGUGGACUUUUUUACUUUACUCUAUUUCAUCAGAAGUCGGCAAAUACAUAAAACCAAAGACUUGUCCCUUUCAUCCAAAUGGAUAUUAUUUGAAGGAAUCAAAACAUUCCUACUUAAGAGAAGGAAAUUCACAUUUCUAAAAGUUUCAGACCUCUAUACAGAAAUUCCAUUCUUUAGGAAAUUUGGAAUAAACUUUGAAUGUCUUGGUAUUCUUCAAAGACAUUGCUUCAGGAAGCAGUAAUUAACUUCCUAGGGCUGGAAGUGAAAAUAAUGUCAGAGAGGACAGGGUGACUGGUAAAGCUCUGUAACUGGUUAGUUCAACUAGUUCUACAUCUACUUCAAAAGGACACAAACAGGCGUAGUUUACACACUGGAGGCCUUAGAUGUCCAAGUAUGUCAAAGUCAUUGAUGUAUCUUUGCACCUUGCUAAACCUGGUCUGAAUCAGGAGUUAUAAAUAAAAUGAAACCCAACAGAUUUAAUCCAGGAUCAGAGUAAAGUCAUUUCUAAUAUUUAAGCAUCAUGGAACUAAGAUUGUGCAAUGAAUGUGAUAAAAUACUGGAAAAAUAAAGGAUGCAUGUAAAUAGAGCAAAAACCAGCAAGGAGCACUUUACCAUGAGCUGUUACUGAAAAUAAUGAAAAAUAAUACAGUUAAGAAAAUAUUAACAUGGGGGCUGGAGCUGGUACCCAGUGCUGAGUACUCGCCUAACAUGCACAGGCUCUGGGUUCAGUCCCCAGGGCCUGAAAAAAGAAAAUAUUAAUAUUAAUAUGUAAAUAUGUACUUACAUAGACUAGUAAAAGCAGGUAAUCACAUAUCUUUCUGAUAAAGAAAUCUCCUUUUUAUCCUACUUGGGGCCCAGGUCAGUGUAAAUUGUUCAUGCUGAAAUUUUCAGUAGUCUUUGUGUGCAUGGCAGAAAUUCUGCACAAGUUUUAUCUGAUUCCUAAGAUAACUUACAAGGCUCUUUUAUGUUAAAAGAGAGGUGAACCUUCUUUGGCAGACUUUGUCUAUUCAACUUCUAACUGGGCCUCUCUUUUUCUCAGGAUCUACCCUAGCCAAAUAUCUCAGUUACAUUUACCAUAGUUUCUUUGUGAAAGAGCAGUG